CUCCUUCCAUUCUUCCUGUUUUAUUUGUAGACAAUACCCAGAUAGCUACAGCAUUGAUUGCCUUCCGGUAUCCGAUUUGAAAUCAACACCAGAACAGACUAAAGCUCAUCCGGUUCCGGUUGUCGCAUCCCCCGUUGAGUUUCAGGAAAUAUUUUUGAAUUUCCAUUUCUCUUCUACAGCAAAAAUCCCCUUUACAACGGCUGUAAACGGUCACGUGUUUGUCCCACCUACAUCUCCACCCCAGACCUAUCCUAGACAGUCUAAUACAACAGUAUCAUGUGAUCCUUUGGAUUGUUCAGACCAUUGCCAAUGUACCUACAUCGUAAAGCUUGAGAAAGACAAAACGGUGCAAUUGGUAUUGCAUAACAUGGAUGACGCACCUUUUGGUAUGCCUCAUCCUGUUCAUAUGCAUGGUCAUCACUUCCAUGUGGUCAAGAUUGCCUAUCCUCACUACAAUUCUACUACCGGGGAUAUCAUAGAUAAAAAUAAAGAUAUUAAGUGUAAUACUAAGAGCUGUAAUGAUGCGUCUUGGAGAAAUGAGAAUUGGACAUUGGGUAAUGUUCCAGGGUUGAAUCUCGAGAAUCCGCCUCAGAAGGACACGAUAGCAGUGCCUAGAAAUGGCUACAUUGUUCUAAGACUGAAAGCUGAUAACCCAGGAUUUUGGUUUAUGCACUGUCACAUCGAAAUCCACCAAAUAGCUGGCAUGGCGGUCCUCUUCCAGGAAGGUGACGUCAGCGACAUGGAACCCGUUCCAGAAGGCUUCCCCACAUGUGGCAGCUUCCAGAUGACGCCAGAAGAAUUCAAGCAAUAUCUAACACCAGAGGGCGCAAGGAAAAAGAAACAUGUGCAGAAGCGUCUAAAUACUCCUAAGCAAAUUCUGGUAGAAGAGGUUGAUUAUCAUAUAGUCGAUUACGUGCCCGUUGUAAAAGAAAGAAAAGAAGAACCAACAUCCUCUCAAGAAAGCGGGAACGUAUUUAGAGAAUUUCAUCGUUUUCAUCAUAAACACCAUAGAGUCCAUGUGGCUUUGAUUGCAGUUCUGACAUUGUCACUUUUAAUAAACUUGAUCUUCAUCACAACCUGCAUAUGUCGUAAAUGUCGACGAUCUUCUGCUGUAGACGCACUGUCACAGAAAAAGACGAUGCUUGCCCAAAAUCUUGUAAACCAUGAAGGUUUAAGUGCUUCGGAAUCCAAACAACGUCUUGUGUAAAAUUCUGAAGCCAACUCAAGCUAACA
Molecule: messenger RNA, 1233 nt
Organism: Saccostrea cuccullata (small rock oyster)
Lineage: Eukaryota; Metazoa; Mollusca; Bivalvia; Ostreida; Ostreidae
Exons: 6
Molecular function (GO): copper ion binding; oxidoreductase activity
Source: RefSeq, a predicted model, not a curated record